UAUGUUCCGCUUAGCAGAUACAUAGCGCCUUAGUGUUUAAAAGUAUUAGAAACGGUAACGAGAUUCCGUUACGGACAAACCUUGUUUGGUGGUUCCUUUUCUCAGCUUGUUGCAGUUCCGACUGCCUGACAGAACAUCGUCAUGAGCACUGCUGUGUGGAAUCCACGUUUUGAAAGAAGAAUGUCCGAAGUUAAAGCACAGGCUAUUAAUGAUGUCAUCAGAAGUUGCAUUAACAAAAUGGGAAACGAUCUCCCUUUCUACGUCGCCGACUUUUCAGAUGUUGUGUAUAAAUGCCGAUAUUGGAAAGCAAAGUUACCAAGAGUAGAGCCUUUUUACGCUGUCAAAUGCAACUCUGAUCCAGUGCUUCUACGCCUCAUGGUUUCCCUUGGAAUGCGUUUUGACUGUGCUAGUAAAGGUGAAAUAGAUGCCGUCCUUUCCGCCGGAGCAAAUUCAUCUGAUGUCAUCUACGCCCAUCCUUUCAAAUCAGUUUCAUUUCUCAGAUACGCCGCAUCCAUGAACGUAGAUAUUAUGACAUUUGACAGUGAACAAGAACUCAUGAAAAUCAAACGUGUCUUUCCCCAUGCCAGAUUAGUUCUCCGCAUAAGAAUACCAAACGUACCGGCAGGAUUCCCCUUGAGCAACAAAUUUGGAUGCGAGUUGAAACAAGCUGAGAAAUUGUUGCACUUAGGUAGAAAGCUGGAAAUGAACAUCGUUGGGGUCAGUUUCCAUGUAGGAAGUCUUUGUGAACAGCCAUCCGCGUUUUCCAAAGCCAUCGGAAUGGCAAGACAAGUUUUUGACACAGCUGAAGAUUUGGGAUUUCACUUUACAUUACUCGACAUCGGAGGAGGUUAUCCCGGUGCUACCGGAACCAUGGACAUCUUUGAUAAAAUGUGCUACUAUAUAAAUUUGAGCCUCGACGAACAUUUUCCCGAAGGGUGUGGAGUUAAAAUAAUUGCAGAGCCAGGCUGCUACAUGGUAUGUUCUGCGUACACUAUCUGCACUAAAAUUUUAGGGAAAAGGACAAGCACAGACACAGAUGCAGAAGAUGAUGAAUGUUUCAACAAAUCUUUGCAACGUUAUUACUACCUCAAUGACGGCGUUUAUGGGUCAUUUGCCUACGGGUUUGAAAAAUAUGGAUUCCACAUCAAACCACUUCUAAGCAAGGCCCAACUUGCUUCUCGCCAAAUACUUCGCAGCAAGUUGUGGGGAGCCACUUGCUGCAGCUCUGAUUGCAUCAUCGAAGACUGCCUGCUACCCGAAAUGGAAGUUGGAGAGCAUAUUGUAUUUGACAACAUGGGAGCUUACACACAAUCGUUGACAACUACGUUCAAUGGGUUCCCUAUGCCAACCACACAUUACAUAUUCCCACCGCAAUCAACGUACAAGAACGAGAAGAUCCCACCAUUUGAAGAUUUUUGCCGUGAUCUAGGAACAAACCAGUUGAAAGCAUUUAUUAAAAUCCAGGACUACAUUUGCCACGACGACUCUAACGACGACCUUUUCAGAAAAGGAGGUGAAAUAGAUGCCGUCCUUUCCGCCGGAGCAAAUUCAUCUGAUAUCAUCUACGCCCAUCCUUUCAAAUUAGUUUCAUUUCUCAGAUACGCCGCAUCCAUCAACGUAGAUUUUAUGACAUUUGACAGUGAACAAGAACUCAUGAAAAUCAAACGUGUUUUUCCCCAUGCCAGAUUAGUUCUCCGCAUAAGAAUACCAAAUGUACCGGCAGGAUUCCCCCUGAAUAAAAAAUUUGGAUGCGACUUGAAACAAGCUGAGAAAUUGCUGCUCUUAGGUAGAAAGCUGGAAAUGAACAUCGUUGGGGUCAGUUUCCAUGUAGGAAGUCUUUGUGAACAGCCAUCCGCGUUUUCCAGAGCCAUUGGAAUGGCAAGACAAGUUUUUGACACGGCUGAAGAUUUGGGAUUUCACUUUACAUUACUCGACAUCGGAGGAGGUUUUCCCGGUGCUACCGGUACCAUGGACGUCUUUGAUAAAAUGUGCUACUAUAUAAAUUUGAGCCUCGACGAACAUUUUCCCGAAGGGUGUGGAGUUAAAAUAAUUGCAGAGCCAGGCUGCUACAUGGUAUCUUCUGCGUACAAUCUCUGUACUAAAAUUUUAGGGAAAAGGACAAGCGCAGACACAGAUUCAGAAGAUGAUGAAUGUUUCGACAAAUCUUUGCAACGUUAUUACUACCUCAAUGACGGCGUUUAUGCGUCACUGAGGGGGUUCGAAAGAUAUGGAUUCAACAUGAAACCACUUCUAAGCAAGGCCGAACUUGCUUCUCGACAAAUACUUCGCAGCAAAUUGUGGGGAGCCACUUGCUGCAGCGCUGAUUGUAUCAUCCAAGACUGCCUGCUGCCCGAAAUGGAAGUUGGAGAGCAUAUUGUAUUUGACAACAUGGGAGCUUACACACAAUCGUUGGCAAGUACGUUCAACGGGUUCCCUGCGCCGACCAUUCAUUACAUAUUCCCACCGCAAUCAACGUACAAGAACGAGAAGAUCCCACCAUUUGAAGAUUUUUGCUGUGAUCUAGGAUCAAACCAGUUGAAAGCAUUUAUUAAAAUCCAGGACUACAUUUGCCACGACGACUCUAACGAUGACUUUUUCAGAAAGGAAUGAAGGACUUAACUAUCUGGUGGUGAUUAGUAAUUACUUAACAUUUUUAUAUUCUUGGCUACUUAGUGCGGCACGGUUUUGAAAUGGCGUAAGAAAGCACGGAGUUCGGCAGUAUUUGGAGAGGAAGAUUUCUGUUGGUGUUUUAUGCUUUUAAUACAUAACUAUGCGUUAUUUGGUUGUGUAUUACUAUGUUUCUUCUGUUGACACCAUUAAAAUUUUGAAAACAUUUUCCCAAA
Molecule: messenger RNA, 2843 nt
Organism: Stegodyphus dumicola
Lineage: Eukaryota; Metazoa; Arthropoda; Arachnida; Araneae; Eresidae
Product: ornithine decarboxylase 1-like
Cellular component (GO): cytoplasm
Molecular function (GO): ornithine decarboxylase activity
Source: RefSeq, a predicted model, not a curated record